UAAAACAGUGGUGCACUCUCUGCAGCGCGCUCCCGCCGGCAGCACUUCGGUCUCUUGCACUUUACCGUCCCGUCGAAUGAUACCAAGCAGCCCGCAAGAUGACCAUCAACACCCUGGCUAAAGGAGGCUGGCACCGGGAUCAAAUGACAUGCUUUCGAAAGAUGGAAAAAGUGAUUGUGGCCAUGCAGGACCCUGACAUGGGCAUGAAGAUGAGAAACCAGAGGCUUCUUAUCACUGUCAUACCACACGCCAUGACAGGCCGUGAUAUUAUUGACUGGUUGAUCAAGAAAUAUAAUAUGUCUGAGGAGGAGGCACUGCACCUUAGUGGCAUGCUGGUGAGAUACGGGUAUAUUUACCCUCUCAGGGAGCCCAGAUGUCUUGUGUUACGUCCUGACGAGUCGCCCUACCGCUUCCAGACUCCUUACUUCUGGACUAGUACCCGGUGGCCUGCCUCAGAGCUGGACUACGCUAUCUAUUUGGCUAAAAAGAACAUAAGAAAACAAGGAGAACUGAUGGAAUAUGAAAAGGAGAGAUACAGUGUGUUACACAAGAGGAUCAACCACACCUGGGACUUUGUGGUGAUGCAAGCAAGAGAACAACUCAGAGCAUCCAAACAGAGGCGGAAGGCUGACCGCAUUGUUCUAGAAUGUCAGGAGCAGGCCUACUGGCUCAUCAACAGACCCCCGCCUGGGGCUCGUAAUGUGUUGGAGAUGGGUCUGGAGAGACCAAAUAACUUCAGUACAGGAGUAAUACUGAACAGUGACCACUUCAAAAGUGAGAUCGACACCUGUAGAAGGGCCCUUGGAAGAAACCGUGUAAAGUCUUCCAUCUGCCUAGAAGGUUUUGUGAAAUACAGCGAGCAGUACCUGAACCACGACCCCAUUAUGCAAGGCUGCCUUCCCAGUAACCCCUGGAUCUCUGAUGACACCGCACAUUGGACAAUGAAUUCAGAGAUGAUACAUACACCGACACGUCUUCGAGUGGAGCGUUGGAGCUUUAGCUUUAUGGAGCUUCUCAAUGACGACAUGGGGAGGCGGGAGUUCAUGACCUACCUGGAGAAAGAGUUUAGUGCGGAGAACCUGUGUUUCUGGCAGGCCUGUGAGGAUAUUAAGCAUGGAGAAAGUUCAAGGAUCGUCGAGAAAGUGGAAGACAUCUACAAAAACUUCCUGGCACCUGGAGCUGCACGUUGGGUCAACAUCGACAGCAAGACGAUGGAUAAAACUCUGAAGGGGAUCAGACACCCGCAUCGUUUCGUCAUGGACGACGCACAAAUGCACAUCCACUUUCUGAUGAAGAAGGACUCUUACCCAAGAUAUCUUAAGUCUGACCUAUACAAGAACAUGCUGGCCAAAGGUAUUGUCCCCCAGGAGACAAAGAAAAGUGUGUUCCCCUUCAUGCGGCGCCAGCGGCACGCGAGCCCUUCCCCCGCUCAGGUUGUCUCCCAGGCGACGGAGGAAGACGGGCAUGCCAAGGGGGCCGGGCAAGCAGGUACCAACUCUGCAGCCGGUUCCAAUGUCUGAUGGCCGUCCAAAAAAUACAUCUUUUCCGAUUUUUCUUUCAAGUCAAACUGUCUGUGAAAGCUAAAUCUUUUUUUUCCACUGCAACUUUACCAGAGGUAGGAUUUCAACGUUAGCUCAGGUGUUAAUGUACCUCAGCAGCAUCACAUCUUGUUUCCAGAGCAGUGAACAGCAGACGAAUAAAGAGCUUUUAGUGCUAUAGCCUUUGCUGCUGCGUAGUCAUCCUGCAUCACAUCUCAGUCAGAAUAGUCUAUCCUGUUGUUCUUGAUAUCGACUCCUAAUACCAAGUCUUCCUUUCUCCCUCAGUAGCUAUGAUCUAGAAUCUACUCUCAUAAGCAGGUUUUGGGAAAGGGGUUGUUUAUAAAGCAAUAGAGAUGUAAAAUAUGUAUUUAUUCAGAACUUUGCCUCAGCAUGUGUGUGAUUAUAGUAGAUGGCCCGUUUUGUUCAUUCCAUGCCGGAGCUUCACAUUGCAAUGGUUGUUGCUAUUCAUUUUGCUCAAGCAUGUUUUCAUCCCAAUAAAAUGUCA
This is a messenger RNA of Cottoperca gobio, 2043 nucleotides long. It is a transcript of the gene rgs11, whose product is annotated as regulator of G protein signaling 11. The record is from RefSeq and is a predicted model, not a curated record. Gene Ontology annotation, molecular function: GTPase activator activity. NCBI's taxonomy places the organism in Eukaryota, Metazoa, Chordata, Actinopteri, Perciformes, Bovichtidae. Gene Ontology annotation, biological process: G protein-coupled receptor signaling pathway; intracellular signal transduction; positive regulation of GTPase activity. Gene Ontology annotation, cellular component: plasma membrane; cytoplasm; neuron projection. The coding region runs from base 99 to 1520 and encodes 473 amino acids. The transcript has 17 exons.